Molecule: messenger RNA, 261 nt
Organism: Spizellomyces punctatus DAOM BR117
Lineage: Eukaryota; Fungi; Chytridiomycota; Chytridiomycetes; Spizellomycetales; Spizellomycetaceae
Exons: 3
Coding region: 1-261 (86 amino acids)
Biological process (GO): protein insertion into mitochondrial inner membrane
Cellular component (GO): mitochondrial inner membrane
Source: RefSeq, a predicted model, not a curated record
AUGAACUUCGGAAACUUUGGUCAGCAGACGCAGGUUCAGAGCAACGUCAACAUGUCCAUGGCCGAGCAGGAACUGGAAAUGGUGACUACGUUCAUCGUCGAUUCAUGCUAUAGAAAGUGCGUACCCCCGAAAUACCAAGACGGCGAGCUGAAUAAAGGAGAAUCCGUCUGCAUUGACCGUUGUGUUGCGAAAUACUUCGAAGUGAACAUGAAAGUAGGACAGAAGCUUACAGCGCAAGCAAACCAAGGGCAACUGCGAUAG